This is a messenger RNA of Brienomyrus brachyistius, 4545 nucleotides long. Its product is annotated as protein-glutamine gamma-glutamyltransferase K-like. Gene Ontology annotation, molecular function: protein-glutamine gamma-glutamyltransferase activity. The transcript is spliced from 14 exons. The coding region runs from base 181 to 2511 and encodes 776 amino acids. Gene Ontology annotation, biological process: peptide cross-linking. The record is from RefSeq and is a predicted model, not a curated record. Lineage: Eukaryota; Metazoa; Chordata; Actinopteri; Osteoglossiformes; Mormyridae.
CCACUUGUAAUCUGUGAAAGUCCUAAAUUCCAGUGCAAGUUCAAGUAGUGGAGGAAGAGCAAGUCAUCCGAAGAGCAAAAAAGAGAAAUCCUGUUUUGACGUUUCACUCAAGCGGCAAAAACAGCGCAGUUGUUAAAUCGUAACUAACAGCGUGCAAAACACUUCAGACGCCAGGAAAAGAUGUCAGCAGAAACGAUGCCCAGUAGAGACAGCUCCAUGGUGGGCCGCUUUGCCCCCAUCGCCGUGGGUAACGGGCAGGGUCCCACGAGCAGAGCAUCUCCGAGCAAAGAGCGGCCCCAGCAUGGGGUGGGCUGCAGCUGGCUCCAGUGGGUGUCUCCCUGCUGCUAUCGCAGCCGGAGCAGCUCCCUGGACCUGAUCGACACACUGGACCCAGAGCCUGUGAAGGAGGAUGACAAGCCCUACAAGCCUCACCCCGAGGCCAGCGAGCUAGAGGAGCUCGCACUGAUAGUGCGCUCAGUGGACCUCCUGAAGUCCAAAACGGGUCAGAACCGGCGCGAUCAUCACACCGACCUUUACCACAAUGAUGACCUCAUACUGCGCCGGGGCCAGACCUUUCAAAUCGCCCUUGAACUCUCUCGCCCGUUCAAGCCCAACACUGACAAACUCCGUCUGGAGCUGACGACUGGACGCAACCCGGUAGUGUCGAAGGGCACGCAUGUCAUCGUCCCAUUGGUGGAGGACCUGGAAGGUGGCCAAUGGGAGGCGAAAAUCGUGGAGCAGAGCAGCUCCAGGGUCCUGCUGUCCAUCAACUCGUCGCCCAAAGCCGCAAUCGGCCGCUACCAGCUCACGGUGGCCACGCAGUGCCCACAGGGCACGUCCACGCACGAGUCCGGCAGUGACAUCUGCAUGCUGUUCAACCCCUGGUGUCAAGACGACACUGUGUACAUGGACGAUGACAACGAGAGGACGGAAUACGUCCUGAGGGACACGGGAAGGAUCUAUUAUGGCACGGAGAAUCAGAUUGGGGCGCGGACAUGGAACUUCGGGCAGUUCAGCGAAGGAAUCCUACAGGCGUGUCUCUUCCUUCUGGACAAGAGUGAAACGCCGUCGGCUGGUCGCGGAGACCCUGUCAAUGUAGUGAGGGUCAUAUCUGCUAUGAUCAAUUCCCUUGAUGACCGUGGGGUCAUUGAGGGCAAUUGGUCGGGGAACUACAUGGGCGGGACUUCCCCUACAGCGUGGAGCGGUAGCGUGGACAUCCUGAGGAAGUACCACUCUGAGAACGGAACGCCCGUCAAAUACGGACAGUGCUGGGUCUUCUCAGGGGUCACCACCACAGUGCUCAGGUGCCUCGGCGUUCCCACUCGGAGCGUCACCAACUUCCAGUCUGCACACGACACAGACGUCUCCCUGACAACGGAUGUUUAUUUUGAUGAGAACAUGGAGCCGCUGAAUAACCUCAACACAGACUCUAUCUGGAACUUCCACGUGUGGAAUGACUGCUGGAUGGCCCGUCCAGACCUGCCCCCGGGGAUGGGAGGCUGGCAGGCUGUGGACGCCACCCCACAGGAGACCAGCCAGGGAAUUUUCUGCUGCGGUCCAGCUUCUUUGACUGCCAUACGCACCGGGCAGGUCUACCUUAAACACGACACGCCCUUUGUGUUUGCUGAGGUGAACAGCGACAAAAUCUACUGGCAGAGGAACCUGGAUGGGACGUUCAGUCAGGUCUACAUUGAGAAGAAGAAGGUGGGACACUGCAUCAGCACCAAGGCGGUGGGCUCUGACGAGCGAAUGGACAUCACCCAUCUCUACAAGUAUCCAGAGGACACAGAAGAAGAGCGCAUCGCCGUGGAGACCGCCAGCCGUUACGGCAGCAGGCCUGAGGUUUACGCCACGGCCUCAGCAGAGGACGUGAGCAUCGAGGUCACGAUGGACGGCGAAGGUCCCCGCAUGGGGAGUGAUGCACGGCUGACCAUCAUUCUGCACAAUAACAGUGCACAUCCCCGCCGUACCACCCUUCACAGCCAGGUGGCAGUGAUGUACUACACCGGAGUGCUCAAGGGCACCGUCAAGAAAGAGAAGCUUCCCGUUGAGCUCAUGCCCAAUGAAGUGAAGCCCAUCGAGUGGACGCUGCCCUACCAGCACUACCAGGAUCACCUGGUGGACCAUGCGGCCCUGAUGCUGACAUUAUCGGGUCGCGUCAAUGAGACCCAGCAGGUUCUAGCUACGCAGUACAACUUCCGACUCCGGACCCCAGACCUCACAAUUACGCCUAUAGGGGACGCUGUUGUUGGCAAAGAGAUGGAGGCCAAAAUCUCCUUCACCAACCCCCUGCCACGUACACUGAAGAGUGUGGUGUUCCGGGUAGAGGGUCUAGGCUUGCAGAACAUCCGGGAGAUCGCCGUGGGGGACGUGGGCGCCCACUCGAAAGUCACGCUGACAGAGGCCUUCGUCCCCACCCUUCCGGGGCCCAGGAAGCUGGUGGCUUCGCUCGACUGCCGGCAGCUGACGCAGGUGCACGGCGUGGCCGACAUCGUGGUCCAGGAGAAGUGAAGGUUGCUGUCCGUACAGCACAACAUCAUCCCCCCACCUCCCCGCCCUGCCUUUUCCAUCCGAGUCUUUCAGUAACGGGCUGCACAGUGGCAUCAUGGGAGAUGUCACUAAACCAAAACGGUAUUAGCUCCCUGCUCUGGCCCCAUACCAGGGUACCAUGGAGUAUUAUGUUGUAUAACCGUGCAGCUAAAAAUCUAGACUUUUUCUACUUCUUUAAUUUCCUACUAAUCUAAAGGAAACUACAAUUUUCUCAAAAUCAACCUGGCACAAAGAAAGCACAAAUCUUCAGUAUUUUUUGGCAUCCUGGCUGUUGACCAGUUGUAAGACAUGUGUUUAACAUUUUAAAUCAGCAUUGUGCUAUUGUGAUAUUUCUGUGAACGACUUUUGCGGUGGAGUGUUUUCCCCACAAAUCCUUAGUGCUGUGAAAAUCCGACGGUGACCUAAACAAUGACAAACGUCUCCCCGUAAAUCCUGUGAAAUGCCGAAUUGCGUGGCGCACUGUGAUCCACACUGUAGGGACGCAAAGAGAAGAUGCUAAUUGUGUGAAAGCAGGACAUGUGCUACAUGGCAUCGAUUCCACCCAGAAUAAACAUGAAGGGCAGCAUAUAAAACAGAAGAAUGUAUCUGUGACUCCGGCAUAAGUGGUUAAGCGCUAAUUUGGUGCCAUUGCAGCAGUCUGGAAGGGUCAGACACUGACUGUGACUUCAGAAUGUUUACAAUAAUUGAGGCAAUUUAAUGUAGCAUAUUCAAGACAAACGCUGUACAAAGACAGUUAUACUUACACUCGGUUUAGCAUUAUGAUUACUGUUAUAGCACAAACAAUUUGUUUGUACUGUCGAAACAUUGGUGUUUUUGUGACAGAAGAGAAUGACUCCUUCCUACAGCUGUAUCUUUCAUAUUAUUAUUUAUAGUGUAAUUUUUCAAAUUUAGCUUCAUUUACCUGGAUGACCUUUGCGCUCUUUAAAUCAAUCAAUGCGAUUUGUGACGCCAGGUGUUGGUGUCACUACAGGAUCUGAGUCAACAGUGACUGUGUGAAUCACGCAUGUGCCAGUUGAAAGCCAAAUACAAAAGCAAUUAAAAACAACGCAAACUGAAAAGUAACUAAAAGCAAGCGAAAUACAAAAAAAAAUGUAUAUCUCCAGUUCCUGUCAGGGGCUUUGCCAGUACAUCGAAUUUAAGGUAAUCAUCUAUUUUAUGAAAAUAUUUGCAAAUACAUGAGAUGGUCCUUAACUCUAACUAUAAUCGGUAAGGGUACAGGAUUGGCAGGUGGUCUAAAGGUGGUCCUGUAUUACUUGAAUAGUUCAUUGUGUUAAUAGUUUAACGGUUGACUCAGAUCGACAGCGCAUGCGUGACUCAAAUCCUGUAGUGACGCGAUAUCAGGAUGUCAUGCGCACCUCUGCCAUGUGACUCCGGAUGUUUUUGAAGUUUCUGCUCUCUGUGAUAAGAGUAGUCCUGCACUGUAUAACUUGCGAUUUUCACCACAGUAUUAUCGUUUAACUGUAUUUACGUCCGAUUAUUUUGUAACGUAAUAUAAAGUAUAUAUACAAUAUUGAAAGCGAUAUUUUAUCGGUAUCAUGUAUAAAUUACAAAUAUAUGACUUGCUGGGGGGGUUGGGGGGAUUUCGUAGUCCUGCCACGUCUCAGUGAAAGCUGUUUUGUAAUGAAAGUGAAUGUCUGUCUUUUUAAGCUUGUUAUCUUAUGUUAAGUUCCCUAUGAUGAAAAUGACACUGUUCAUUUCACUGGCCUCCCUGCCCACAUUUUUCCCACGCCGGUCUGCCCUCUUGGUCUUGCGGCUGACUUGCAUCAGAACCUGUCCUUCUCCUUGUAAAAUGCUGGAUGGGAGACUGGCCCCAGCAAAUGCAGGACCAACAUUUACGAUCCGGCAUGGCCAGUGUAGUUUCUGGAAAAUCAGUUGGCAGUCUCUUUUACUGGGAAUAAAUUAUAUUUGCUGUCCCAUUUCUAUUUCCAUUUUUGUAUACCGAUUUCUUUUUUUGUGACGUGAAGAAAAUAUAUUCAAUUUUACCGCCAGAUGGCA